AUGCGGGCCGACAUACUACCCGACUUGAACGCGGACCCUAGCGUCUCGGACCAGGACCUAGAUGAGGUUGUCCCAACACCCGUAGAGGACCAUGUUCAAGAACGCGAACUCGACGCGCACUUUACCGUCCAUGAGAAUGAAGCGUAUUACGACGGUAUAGGAGAUCCUGAUAUCCUCAUCGAGAAUGUGGACGAGAGUGAUGUUGCUGGUAUGGAUUCAAACGACCUAGAUGUUGACGAAGGCUUCGAAGAAGACUAUGAUAAGUCCGACGAUGAGGACGAAGAGGCCAGCUUGGCCAGGAGGGCGCGCGCUAUGGAGGAUGCCAACAUGGCAGCGGAGGGUGUGGUGGCUGGAGCUGCGGCGCCUAAUGGUGCUCCUCCUAUCCGUGGCGAGCAGGAGGGUGUGGUCGAACAUGGGCCUCGUCAGAAUGCACCAUCCAGCCGGGUCGUAGAAGGAGGCGGUGUGGAGUCUGGUGCGCGACAAGAAGCACCUGUGAAUGUUGGCGACGGGGGUGGCGCGGAGACUGUUGCGCAGAAGGAAGCAGCAGCAGAGCUGGACAGCAAGAAGGAUCGUGCUAAGCUCCCUCUUCGCAAGAUUUCCGUCGACACGAGAAAGCACUACUGGUUUAACUUCCUCCACUUCAAGUGGUGGGUCAUCAUUUUCAUGGCAAUGAUGGCAGAGAACGAAGUCCCUCCGAGGGAAAGGCUGAAAGUCCACGACGAGGUCGGAUUUAUGCUGGGCAAUGACAAGGGAGAUCUGUGGGCUAACGUCGCGGACCCGUGGGACAUCCAUCUGCACGGGCCGCGGGUGACCAGAUGGAGGGUCAUUCAGUACAUCCGUUAUCUGUUCAACGAGACCAACGAGCAGGCAGAGAAGUUGCGGAAGAAGAUUCGACCCAACAAGAAGAUCUACUUUGGCAAGUACGCACGGGCAAGCACACCGUUCGUCAUCAAGGCGAAGAUGAAUGCGCUGGGUUGCCUCGGCAGAAUCGAAGCCCGGCUAUACGGCUACUCCAUUUCAUCCACAAAGGACUGGAUCAAGGAGGCUCGUGAGUUUCUCAAGCUGGCGCACCAAUUUCUAGGGAGGGGAUGCAGCAUUCGCAAGAUCCGCCUUGGGAACAUGUUCGUCCGCCUGACGCGAAGCACCUCUCACGUCGACGAGGAGCUAGACGUCUUCGUUCUCGUCGUCACUUCCCGUAAGACGAAGACCAACGUCACCAAUCAGCUGAGUCACCAGUUUCUUGCCAGGCAUAGGGACUGGCAGCUAUGCGGCAUGGGGGGUGUUUUCCUGUGGUUACAUUUCCUCUACGACCUAAUCCCUCUGCGCUAUGGGGAUGGUAUAGUCCAGCCUCUAGACUUCUCAGACCCGCUCCUCUGGACUAAGAUGCACCUUUUCUUUACCCUCAAGAGCCCGACAGAUCCGCGGCAGCAGAGGCAAGAUGAGAUGCCCUACAAGACGCAUAACUCAUGGAUUUCCUGGGUCAUGAAAAAGGCGGAAUGGGCGCUCAGCAAGGUGACACAUGCGUUCCGUAGAUCGGGGGCCCAGGGCCUCAGUGACGAUGGCUGCCCUGACAACGACAUUGGCAGCCUUGGAGGCUGGGCACAGGGGGAGAUGCGGAGGUCGUACAUCGUCGGCGUGCCGUUCAGGCCAGUCUUUCUGCAAGCAGGUUUCAGUGGUGAUCGGGGAGACUACUACAUCGGCAGAUCCAAGGCAAAGCUCCCACGACACAAAGACCCCGAUAAGGACGAGUGGCUUCUGCUGCUUAAGCUCAUCGAGAAGCACGUUUUCCCUUGGGUCGAGGCUAAUUUGAAGAAGAUCUUGCUCGUCCCCCACUGCCAGGUGCAUGCGUGGAAUGCCAGGCAGAAAGACCCGCAGAACAGGCACUAUGCAGGGGACGCGCAAUUCCGCUAUACCGCCGAGGAGAAGAUGCAGAAGGUUUACGUCGCGAACGACAUGCUGAGGCAGGAAUGUGGGAGACUCCAAGGCGCCUACUCGCAGGCCGUGUCACAAAUACAGUCGCUGGAGGGAAGACUUGCUGCUAGGGACCUCGCGUACGCUCAGCUUUUGGCAGAAUUCGAGGCCCUCAAGUGCAGUGGGAGCGCGCAUAGUCGUGGUGUCACUGCCUCUGCAGAUGGGGCUGGCCCGUCCAAUGUGAGCUCUGGAAGCGCGGCUGCCCAGGCCUCCGCCGCGCCCAAGGCAAUCUCCCCCGAGGAGGCGUUUUACAAACUCGUCGUCGUGGAAUGGCGUGACGCGAAGACUGUUGCCGGGGCUUGGGCUCUGUGGGUGAAGAAGUCUCGGAUCAUGGAUGGCCAGUCUCUGCGUGAAGUACGCGCAGCGCUCGAGCGCCAGGACAAGAACUUCUUCUCCACGUUUGCCUUCUUCUCCCCGAGCGGCCCGAAUGCGAUGGCGACGGAAUCCUGCGACCGGAAAAUGCGUCGCAUGGCUCUGGUCAUGCAAGCGGUGGAGACAUUCAGGGUGGACAGCUCCGAAGAGGCGACCGCUACUGCUGUUGCGCGUCUAGACUCUGUGUUGGCCAUCACAAGCUUCAGAGACUUCACCGACGGCCUCAUUGUCGGAGACACGCUCCCAAAGAAGCGAUCACGCAAAGCAAUGAAAGACGGGAAGAGCACCAACGAGCACUCACAGCGCGUUAUCAGCUGGCACCUCGUCAAGAUGCGGCUGCGCGACGAGGCGUGGGCAGUACGUCUAUUCGGGGCCGAGUGGGAGACCAUCAAGGCGGCGGAGGAGGCGAAGGACGCUGCAGCUCAAGCUGCAGCAGAGGCAGCUGCAGCUGUCGCUGCUGCCAAUGCAGAGCGUGAUGCGGGCAGCCCCUCUCAGUAG
Messenger RNA from Closterium sp. Yama58-4, 2841 nucleotides. NCBI's taxonomy places the organism in Eukaryota, Viridiplantae, Streptophyta, Zygnematophyceae, Desmidiales, Closteriaceae. The record is from the annotation of a GenBank genome assembly.